UUCCAUGGAGGAAGGGAAUAAAUACAAGAUGGCUGCUCAUAUAAAACCAGGCGCAGGGCUUCUCCCUGGCGAUGGAGGAAUAAGGGUUUUAAUCCGCGGCGGCGGUGUUUGGCCCUUGGGCGGCUUGGGAGGGCGCCCGAAGAGGGCAGCGGGGGUCCGGGCCGUCGCUCCAGGCCGUCCUCCCGCUCCAGGGCCCGGGCCCAGCCCCAGCCCCAGCCGCGCUCUUCCCUGUGGCUGCGGCUGCCCAGGCCUAGGCCCUUCCUCCUCCUCCUCCUCGCCAUGGCCGUCUCCAGGCUUGAUCGUCUCUUUAUUUUACUGGAUACUGGGACAACACCAGUAACAAGAAAAGCAGCUGCACAACAACUUGGAGAAGUUGUAAAACUGCAUCCACAUGAGCUAAAUAAUCUGUUGGCCAAAGUAUUGAUACACUUAAGGAGUGCAAACUGGGACACCCGAAUCGCUGCUGGACAGGCUGUGGAAGCAGUAGUGAAAAAUGUACCGGAAUGGAAUCCAACUCCACAACCAAAACAAGAACGUAGUUGUGAAAGUCCCAUGGAAGAGUCUUCUACCUCUGACCGAUUGCGUUUUGAUCGAUUUGAUAUCUGCCGACUUCUAAAACAUGGAGCUUCUCUACUUGGAUCUGCUGGUGCAGAAUUUGAGAUUCAAGAUGACACAUCUGGUGAAAUUGAUCCCAAAGAGAGGAUUGCGAGACAAAGAAAACUACUUCAAAAGAAACUUGGUCUUGAUAUGGGAGCUGCAAUUGGAAUGAAUACAGAAGACCUGUUCAACGAUGAGGAUUUGGACUACAUUCCUGCUUCGUCGUUUUUGGUACACAAACAACCUACUCUUCAGGCUGCUGAGUUGAUUGAUUCAGAAUUUCGAGCUGGUAUGAGUAGCAGACAAAAAAAUAAGGCUAAGAGAAUGGCUAAGUUGUUUGCAAAGCAGAGAUCAAGAGAUGCAGUAGAAGCAAAUGAAAAGAGCAAUGAUAGCACUGAUGGUGAACCAGAAGAAAAGAGGAGAAAAAUUGGAAAUGUUAUACUCAGUCAACAAGCAACUGACUCCAAAGUUUUGGUAGAGAAUAUUCCAGAAGAGACUAAUGAGUGGCCUCUGGAAAGUUUUUGUGAAGAAGUCUGCAAUGAUCUCUUUAAUCCAUCAUGGGAGAUUCGGCAUGGUGCAGGUAUUGGACUGAGAGAAGUACUUAAAGCACAUGGGAAAAGUGGAGGUAAAAUAGGAGACAGCACUGUAGAAGAGAUGUUUCAACAGCACCAGGACUGGCUGGAAGACUUGGCUAUCAGACUUCUUUGUGUAUUUGCACUAGAUCGAUUUGGUGAUUUUGUUUCAGAUGAGGUUGUGGCACCAGUGCGAGAGACUUGUGCUCAGACAUUGGGAGUAGUUCUCAAAUACAUGAAUGAGGAUGGAGUUCAUAAAACUGUGGCUAUCUUGCUAAAAUUACUUGCACAAGAGCAGUGGGAAGUGAGGCAUGGUGGUCUGCUAGGGAUAAAGUAUGCUUUGGCAAUUCGUCAGGACUUAAUUAGUACUUUACUGCCUAAAGUCUUGCCUGCAAUAACAGAAGGUCUUCAAGAUCUAGAUGAUGAUGUCAGAGCAGUUGCUGCAGCAUCUUUAGUACCAGUAGUGGAAAGCCUUGUCCACCUUCAGCCAGAGAAAGUGCCCUUUAUUCUUAAUAUACUGUGGGAUGCACUUCUAGAUCUUGAUGACCUCACAGCUUCCACAAACAGCAUAAUGACCCUUCUCUCAUCCCUUUUGAUGUACUCUCAGGUCCAAAAAUGCAGUAUUCAGCAGUCACUUACAGAUCUAGUACCACGUGUAUGGCCGUUCCUACAUCAUACAAUAUCUUCUGUUCGAAAAGCAGCAUUAGAAACUCUGUUUACCCUCUUGUCUACUCAAGAUCAGGAUUCUGCAGCCUGGCUUACUCCCAUUUUGCAAGAUAUGUUAAGACAUAUCUUUCAGUUCUGUAUUUUAGAAAGCAAUCAAGAAAUUCUGGAACUAAUACAUAAGGUGUGGCUUGAACUGUUGAGCAAGGCUACCUUACAAUACGUGGUAGCAGCUGCAUGUCCGUGGAUGGGAGCUUGGCUCUGCUUAAUGAUGCAGCCUUCUCAUUUGCCUAUUGAUUUGAAUAUGUUGCUAGAAGUGAAAGCUAGACUGAAGGAAAAAACAGGUGGCAAGGUGCGGCAAGGGCAAACCCAGACUAAAGAAGUGGUACAAGAAUACAUUGCUGGUGCAGAAAGCAUUGCUGAAGAUCCAGCAACCAGGGAUUAUGUUGUUAUGAGAGCCAGAAUGAUGGCAGCAAAAUUGCUUGGAGCACUGUGCUGUUGUAUUUGUGAUCAGAGUGUGAAUAACAUCUCUCAAGAAAUAAGGCCAGCUGAAUCACUAGCUCAGCUAUUACUGUUCCACUUGAAUUCCAAGUCAGCUCUGCAGAGGUUUAGUGUCGCAUUAGUAAUCUGUGAGUGGGCUGCCUUGCAGAAGGAAAAUAAAGUGGUGGCUCUUGCUGUCAAGUCACGCUUACUUGGUGUCCUUUCUGAACAUCUUUAUUAUGAUGAAAUUGCUGUCCCCUUCACCCGAAUGCAGAAUGAAUGUAAACAACUCAUCUCCUCAUUUACUGAGGCAAAUAUUGACAUUUCCAGCAGAGUAAACUGCAGUGUGUUUACAAUAGAUCAAGCAAAUGAACUGGUGACUACUAUCUAUAGUGAAGUCACAUCCUCUCUUAAUCUGAAUCCUAAAGUUCUACAGCAGCUAGAAAGCAAGCGACAACAAGUCCAAAUGACUGUUACUGAAACAAAUCAGGAAUGGCAAACGUUACACUUGAGAGUACAUACUUUUACUGCUUGUGCUGUUGUCAAUCUGGAACAGCUUCCAGAAAAAUUAAAUCCAGUCAUAAAACCACUGAUGGAGGCAGUAAAGAAAGAAGAAAAUACACUAGUACAAAAUUAUGCUGCUUUGUGCAUAGCAAAGUUGCUUCAGCAGUGUACAACACGGUCUCCUUGUCCCAAUUCAAAGAUCAUAAAAAAUCUUUGUAAUUCACUCUGUGUGGAUCCCCAUCUUACUCCCUUAGCAUCAUGUCCUGCACAACCCCUGACCAGCAAUGAAAAUGUAAAAGGAUCGAAUUCUGAAAGAGAUGGCAUGCAUCAUACAGUCACCAAGCAUAGGGGUAUAAUCACACUGUAUAGGCAUCAGAAAGCUGCAUUUGCCAUCACAAGCCGACGAGGUCCUACACCCAAAGCCCCAAAAGCUCAAAUAGGUGAUUAUCCAGCAAGCAGUAGUGGAAACGUGACCACAGAACUUGAUGAAGCUCAGAAGCCCUAUGUUGUGCAAAGAAGAGGUGCAGAAUUUUCUUUAUCCACUAUUGCUAAACAUUUUGCCUCUGAAAUGGCAGUGGGUUUGCCACAUCUCUGGGAUGCUAUGGUUGGUUCUUUAAGGAACAAUAUUGACAUAAACAACUUUGAUCGAAAGGUGCUAUUGGAAAAAGGAGAUGGUCCGGCCCAGGAGUUAGUAAAUUCUCUACAGGUUUUUGAAACAACUGCAGCAUCUAUGGAUGUCCAGCUUCACCCUUUGUUGAUACAGCACUUGCCUUAUCUUUGUAUGUGCCUUCAACACCCCAGUACAGCAGUGAGACACAUGGCAGCUCGUUGUGUAGGUGUAAUGAGCAAAAUAGCUACCAUAGAAACCAUUCAGAUUUUCUUGGAAAAGGUUCUUCCUUGGCUGGGAGCGAUAGAUGACAGUACCAAGCAAGAAGGUGCAAUUGAAGCUCUUGCCUGUGUAAUGGAGCAACUAGAUGUUGGAAUUAUUCCAUACAUAGUUCUUCUUGUAGUCCCAGUUCUGGGCAGAAUGAGUGAUCAGACAGACAGCGUACGUUUCAUGGCCACUCAGUGUUUUGCAACAUUAAUUAGAUUAAUGCCACUUGAGGCUGGCAUUCCAGACCCACCAAAUAUGUCUGAAGAUUUAGUCAAAAUUAAAGCCAAGGAGCGCCAUUUUCUAGAACAGCUAUUAGAUGGGAAGAAACUAGAAAACUAUAAAAUUCCAGUACCAAUUAAAGCAGAACUCAGAAAAUAUCAGCAGGAAGGUGUGAAUUGGUUGGCUUUUCUCAACAAAUACAAGCUUCAUGGUAUCCUGUGUGAUGAUAUGGGUUUAGGAAAAACACUGCAGUCCAUUUGCAUUCUUGCAGGAGAUCACUGCCACAGGACCCAAGAAUAUGCAAGAACUAAGAUGGCUGAUAGUGUUCCUCUCCCAUCCUUGGUGGUGUGUCCUCCUACGCUCACAGGUCAUUGGGUAGAUGAAGUGGGUAAAUUUUGUUCCAAAGAAUACUUGAACCCUCUGCACUAUACUGGUCCUCCCACAGAAAGGGCAAGGUUGCAGCAGCAUGUGAAAAGACACAAUUUAAUUGUAGCUUCCUAUGAUGUUGUGAGAAAUGACAUUGAUUUCUUCAGAAAUAUUAAGUUUAACUACUGUAUUCUUGAUGAAGGCCAUGUCAUCAAAAAUGGAAAAACAAAACUCUCAAAAGCAAUAAAGCAAUUGACUGCCAAUUAUAGGAUAAUACUCUCUGGGACACCAAUUCAGAACAACGUCUUAGAACUGUGGUCACUGUUUGACUUCCUUAUGCCGGGAUUUUUGGGUACUGAGCGCCAGUUUGCAGCUCGCUAUGGCAAGCCUAUAUUAGCAAGUAGAGAUGCUCGGAGCUCCAGUCGAGAACAGGAGGCUGGUGUUCUUGCAAUGGAAGCAUUGCAUAGGCAAGUCCUACCAUUUUUGUUGAGAAGAAUGAAAGGAGAUGUGCUACAGGAUCUUCCACCGAAAAUUAUUCAAGACUACUACUGCACCCUCAGUCCUCUACAGGUUCAACUUUAUGAAGAUUUUGCCAAGUCACGUGCCAAAUGUGAUGUUGAAGAAACUGUUUCAGCAGUUUCUUUGACAGAAGAGACUGAAAAAACAAAGCUUAAAGCCACAGGACAUGUCUUCCAGGCACUGCAGUAUUUAAGGAAACUUUGCAACCAUCCAGCAUUAGUUUUAACUGUUAAUCAUCCAGAACAUAAGAGAAUCACAGAGAAGCUUGCAGCUGAGAGCUCUUCCCUUCGAGACAUCCAGCAUGCACCUAAACUCUCUGCUUUAAAACAGUUGCUGCUAGAUUGUGGCUUGGGAAAUGGUGGCUCUUCAGAAAAUGGCACAGAAACCAUAGUUGCCCAGCACAGGAUCCUUAUCUUCUGUCAGCUCAAGAGCAUGCUGGAUAUAGUAGAACAUGAUCUUCUGAAACCUCACUUGCCCUCCAUUACCUAUCUACGAUUGGAUGGCAGUAUACCAGCAGGUCAAAGACAUUCCAUCGUUUCACGGUUUAACAAUGACCCAUCCAUAGAUGUACUCUUGCUUACGACACAUGUUGGUGGAUUGGGUCUUAACUUAACUGGAGCUGACACAGUAGUGUUUGUUGAACAUGACUGGAAUCCAAUGAAAGACCUCCAAGCAAUGGACCGAGCACAUCGUAUUGGGCAGAAACGAGUUGUUAACGUUUAUCGCUUGAUAACAAGAGGAACCUUGGAAGAAAAAAUAAUGGGCCUGCAGAAGUUCAAAAUGAAUAUUGCAAAUACAGUUAUUAGCCAAGAAAAUACUAGUCUGCAAAGUAUGGGGACUGAUCAGCUUCUUGACCUCUUCACUCUCGACAAGGAUGGAAAAACUGAAAAAUCAGACGGUGCCACUUCUGCUUCUGGUAGAACAUCUAUGAAGUCAGUUCUUGAAAAUCUUGGAGAACUUUGGGAUCAAGAACAAUAUGACUCAGAAUACAGUCUGGAAAAAUUUAUGCAUUCUCUCAAAUAACAAAAUACAGUGUCUAGUUUCUGGCAAUUUCAGCUGAUAUUCAGCAAAUUUCAAAGCAUUUAGUGAACUUCUGACAUAACAUGUAAAUAUCCUUGUGGACAAAAAUAUGAGGAAAGUCUGGCGUUUUGAACUGAGCCACCUUCUUCAAUUUGGAAUUGUUAAGUCUUAAAUACUUGCUUUGUAAAAAAAAACACAACUGUAAAAUAAUUUAGAAUUUCCAGAAUAGCUAAAAACUCUUAUUUGAUUUAAAAAAAAGAAAAAGAAAAUAAAGGAGGGGAAAAGAUCUUAAUAGGUUUUGCACAUGUUGAUAAGUGUUACUUUGAGCUAACUCUGUCACUCUCCUUUUUCUUGAGUCUGCAGGAAUUUGUACAGGUUGUUUUGACUCCUUUGCCUUUUAAAUCUAGCUUGCUUUAAUGGUACACUUUAAGAAUGUUCAGUUUAACAAGUUAAAAUGAUGUUUAGUUCACUUCAUGAUGUAUGUUGACAUGAUAAUGGCAGAGCCUAUCAUCCAGGAACAAUAUUGGGGAAUUAAAUGAGACUUCCAAGUAUUAAAGUUCCCAUUUUUAUAUAUUUAAGUAUGUGGUGCUCUUCGGUCUUCUCAAAUUUGAGAGCAGUUAACUUUUUAAUAGGAAUUACAGAUAGUGGCUUACUUUAAGCCAUAUCAUCAUCCUUUUUAGAGGGUGCCAUUUUUUAAACAAGUGUGUGUGAUGUGUGUUUGUGUGUGUACAUGUGGGCAUGUGUGUGUUUGGCUAGAUCAUAACUCGGUUCAGAAAAAUAAAAUAUGCAGUAGGUUUCAAUCUUAUAUUUUUUUGUAACUGAAAGAGGAAAUGUAUAGACAGAGCUUUUCCAGCACCAAAUCUUUAAAAAUUAAGAAUCCAUGCUGGAAAGACUCUCUAAUGCACUAGUGCAUGAACCUCUUAAAUAGGAGAGGAGAGAUGCUUUAUUUAGGGAGCCAGAUAUAAACUUUCUUAAAAAACACCUACAUUGCAUCAGAAGGAAUUAAGUAUUUGAGCUGGAAUCGUGUAAUAAAAUGUUUAGGUGGCUAUAAAACAUGACAAGAAUAAGAAUAGUUGUACAUUAUUUUUUUUAAAAAAAGGUAUCUUCUAAAAGGGAGUCUUUAGUGACAUACGUCUGUGCAUGUCUGUACCAAACGUGUACACAGUUUUCUAAAUAUAUUAAAAUCCAACCUACAUAAGCUGUCUAAAUGCAUACAUAGAAUAUAAGUAUGUCAUAUCUAAAGUUUGGAGCUUGCGCUUCAGCAUCAGACCUUGAAUAGCCAUGAAACCACAACAAUGUAAUUGCUUUAAAGAGGAGAAAAUGUUGGCUUAUGGAGCAAGAUCAUUUUGCAGCACUCAGAUAUGAAUGAACAUGUGUCAUAUUUGAAUAGAUCUGUGAACUGCUAUACUGUACCAUUAAUUUAGCAUUCCAUGGGAAAAUAAAAUAAAAAGGCCAAACUGGCAUUAAUCAGC
Sceloporus undulatus (fence lizard) is the source of this 7286-nucleotide messenger RNA. RefSeq names its product B-TFIID TATA-box binding protein associated factor 1 (gene BTAF1). The record is from RefSeq and is a predicted model, not a curated record. NCBI's taxonomy places the organism in Eukaryota, Metazoa, Chordata, Lepidosauria, Squamata, Phrynosomatidae. Bases 280 to 5817 code for a protein of 1845 amino acids. Gene Ontology annotation, molecular function: TBP-class protein binding; ATP-dependent chromatin remodeler activity; ATP hydrolysis activity. The transcript is spliced from 38 exons.